UGUUGAAGUUACAAGGGGACUGACAGCAAAGUGUUUUAUUGGAUAUUGUCCAGUAAUAGUUUGAACAGGUGUUUAAUAACUGUAAUUUUUACAUCGAAAUUUGUAUUAUUAUUAUUAUUAUUUCGUGUUUUCUCAGAAAAUGCCGGACGACUUAGCGCAAAUGAUCCUUGACGAAGUAACUCUGGUUUCUGACUUAGUGCAAAUGACCCCCAACCUUGACGAAGUAACUCUGGUUUCUGAGAGUGGAGAAAUUACUAUCGUUCCGCGAACGCUCUUAAUCGAGAAAGGAGCAUUACUCAAUUUCGAUUUAAAUUACAACGAAGCAAACACAAUUCUCAAAUUAGACGUGAAUUGCAACAUGCUCAGACAACUUGUUAGGUUUAUGUAUGAUGAAACCCCUACUUUCACCAAAGUUGAAGAUGCAUUUCAAAUGUACUUAUUUAGCAAAAGAAAACACAUCAGCAAAUUGGAAGAAAUAUGUCUUACUUACAUUAUCGAGUCGAUUCACACCGGAGGAGUUAAAAAUGUUAUAGCUUUGGCAUGUAAAUUUAAUGACUCGGUCGUAAAAUACCAUUGUUAUAAAUAUUUUUCUACUUCGUUUGGGAAAUUCAUGAUUGACGAAUGAUGACUUUGUCUUGUCAGAAAAUUACUAUCCAGAUGUUACAUACUUUAUGAAGAAAUGUAAAUAUUUUCAAAAUAACUUAGGACUUAUUGUGUGUCUUUUCAACUCGUGCUUUUUGAGAAAUUUUUUUAAAUGUAUAACGAACUCUUCCCUUCUAUUAAUCAGAUUUCUUUCUAUUAAACCUGAGCAAUUAGAUUUCAUUUACUCUUUCGACAUUGUGAGAUUUCGGACUUCAAGUUAAACAAUAUAACUUCUCAAUAUUAAUUUUGUAGGCCGGGAUAUAUGUCAACUUACACACCUGAGAACUUAAGUGACCUUCAUAUAUUCUGUCCCGAUUUCGUCGUUUAAUAUGACAACUGGCAGCCGGUUUUGUCAGUCAUCGCCAGUUCCUCAAGCGGGUUAGUCAUUUGUGUGCGCCUCAGUUUCUUCUGUCCGAGUCAUCGUGGAAUACACUGGCUUUGUCGGAGGAACAGGCAUUACCGCUAUCUCCACUAUAGAAACUCCAUCCCUCUUGUCAGCAACCAUACCUUCUACGGUGGAUUUACAAGUUACGAACUAUCAUCGAGAACUUUUCUCUUACCGAUCCAACCUGCACUCUAUCCACGCGCGCUCUAUUGUGAACUCUCUCUUUCUCUCGCGCUUAACUGGCUGGGCAGUCUAAUUUUAUGUGUAAACAACGAAUAAACGGGUAUAUGUGAUUAUAUAACUUGUCUCAGAGUGCCUUACUUCCGUUGCGCUUUCUCAUAGUCCUCCAUCCUGAAUCCGAUCGCUUAUGCACGCCACUGCUCGCGUGACCUAGUUUCUAACAAAUACCCAUUCGCUGUCGCGGCUUCUGUGUCAAACGGGUGUCAUCCUGACGAGGCAUCGAAGUAUGGUGAUAGUCAUGAAUGUAAAAAUUCUGAUCAUUUUUGGACUCUGGGAACUUAAAAGGUCGAGAAAUACAAAA
Molecule: messenger RNA, 1568 nt
Organism: Centruroides sculpturatus (bark scorpion)
Lineage: Eukaryota; Metazoa; Arthropoda; Arachnida; Scorpiones; Buthidae
Exons: 2
Coding region: 140-625 (161 amino acids)
Source: RefSeq, a predicted model, not a curated record